This is a messenger RNA of Lolium perenne, 1647 nucleotides long. Its product is annotated as WAT1-related protein At1g09380. Gene Ontology annotation, molecular function: transmembrane transporter activity. Gene Ontology annotation, cellular component: membrane. The record is from RefSeq and is a predicted model, not a curated record. NCBI's taxonomy places the organism in Eukaryota, Viridiplantae, Streptophyta, Magnoliopsida, Poales, Poaceae.
CAAUUCCCUCCUCUUCGGCCCCUGCCUCUCUCUCCUCCAUCUCUUUCUCAAGAACAUAGUUGCAGCUAGUGUAGCCUGCAACUGGAAUUUCGGCAGAGGAUAGUCACGGUUUAGAUUGCCGCUAUGGGGAAGGAGUGCCUGCCCACAGUGGCAAUGGUGCUGGUUCAGCUUGGCUUCGCCGGCAUGAACGUGCUGUCCAAACUCGCCUUGGACACCGGCAUGAGCCCAUACGUGCUCAUCGCCUACCGCAAUCUCAUUGCCGCCCUCUUCCUCGCCCCCCUCGCCUUCUACUUCGAAAGGAGGAGUGGGAUGGUGAUCACCAAGAAAGUUCUUGUCCAGAUAUUCUUUUCCUCCAUUUUCGGCGCGACGCUAAACCAGGUGUUGUACUUCGUGGGGCUCAAGUCCACCACCCCGACGGUGGGGUGCGCGCUCAGCAACACGCUCCCGGCGAUAACCUUCGUCAUGGCCGCGGUACUGAAGAUGGAGACGGUCCGGCUCGCGACGCCCUCUGGGCAGGCCAAGGUAUUCGGCACGGCGGUCUGCGUCGGCGGCUCCAUGAUCAUGCCCUUCUACAAGGGCCCGCUCCUCAAGGUUUGGGCAUCCCCCAUGCAUUGGCGCUACGCGGAGCACACAACCGACGCGGCGGCGCCCGCCAGCGGCCAUGCCGCCAUCGUCGGCGACGUGCUCAUAAUUCUCAGCUGCGUCGCCUGGGCCGUCUGGUUCAUCCUCCAGAGUAAGAUGUCGGAGAGGUUCUCGGCCCCGUACACGAGCACGACGAUCAUGUCGUUGAUGGCCGGCGUGCAGUGUGCGGGCGUCAGCGCCGUCAUGGACAGGAGCCUGUCGGCGUGGAAGCUCGGGCUCGACAUCAGACUAUACGCCGCGCUCUACCUCGGUAUCGUCGGCUCGGGGAUGGCGUUCGCGGCGAUGUCGUGGUGCAUCCAGACUCGCGGGCCGCUCUUCGUGUCCAUGUUCAGCCCGCUGAUGCUCGUCGUCGUCGCCAUAGUCGGCUGGGCCAUCCUCGAGGAGAAGAUAUACGUUGGAAGCGCAAUUGGUUCUGCCCUCAUCGUCGCCGGGUUAUACAUGGUGCUUUGGGGCAAAGCGAGGGAGGCCAGCGGACCGGCUGACCUCAGCGACGACGGUGGCGGGGCGCCGGAGACCAUGAUUAUCCUGGAGCUGAACGGCAAGGACGCCAGGAACGGCGAUGCCGCCAUUUUGCCCUUGUUCUGUGCUACCACUCCCAAGCACGAAGGCGAGACGGACCGAAACGGCAGCACCUGAAUGAUGAUUACGCCGGCACACUAGUAGUGUACCGAUAUCACAUGGGUUGCGUUACCAUACAUGUCAUGGUCAGUUGCACUUGCAUGCGCACUUGUGGUACAGCUUACAAGGACGCGUCACACAACAAAAAAGAAGAAGGAAAGGUAAAUAGAUGGCGCGGUGAGGAAAUGAGGAAAGGGAAACAAGUUGAAGGGUUGAACAGCUAGUAGGGUAUUUUUCGUCUUUUCAUCGGCAAUAAUAUCGAAAGAUGUGAUUGCAUUAGCCAGGGAAUUGAACUCUCUCAUUUCGGAUGAAAUGGACUGAAUACUUAGGAUGCCAAGUUAACCAGAUUUGGAUAUAUACUAGACCAUAAAUGCGCGCGUUGCCGCG